UCGGAAACGUGUUUGGUGGGGGAAGGGGCCGUGCGCACGCGCGCAGGGUUCUAGUUCAGGAAGUCGCUCAUAAGCAGCUGAUGCCGAGACCUCUGCUGUUCCGGUGGAAGGAGGCUUAACGACUCUCGAAAGAAAUAGUAAAAGAAAUGUUUCCAUCGGAAAAGCAGAGCACUGCUUGAGAGAACCAGCCAUUUGGAAUGAGUAGAGCAGAAGGUGUCGUUUUUGUAAGACAUUAAUGGUGUGUCUUCGGCUAAACAAUAGCCGAUUUCGCUGUUUUUGUCGUGGGCCGGUUGGUUGUCGUGGGAUCUAGCCUAACAAUGAAGGCCUAACCUUCGUACUCGGUGGGAUUUAAUCCUUGGAUUGAUCUGUCGACAGAUAACUGCGCAUCGUGGAAAAAGGUUUAGGUAUGGCCUCCCAGCUGCAGGUGUUCUCCCCUCCCUCUGUGUCGUCCAGUGCUUUCUGCCGAGUGAAGAAGAUGAAGGUCGAGAGCUGUGCAUGGGAGGUGUCGACUGAGCCCUACGGCUCCGUGGGUCAGGCCUAUGGCUUCACGCCGUCGGCCGCCCUGCCCUUCAACUCCUCUGGCCUGGUGUUCCCACCCGCCGGGGCGUCCCGCGGGCAGGUGGUGGUGCGGGCAGCGGACAGCACCGGCAGUCUCCCCCGCACCUCCCACAACAGCAACAACAACAACAACAGUGGCGGCAGUGGCAGUCAGCACGGCGACUCCCACGGCAGCCGGGGGCAGAGGUACGGUGUGAAGCGGAAGAACGAGGAGGUGGACUCGUCGAGUGGCGGCGGCAGUGGUAGUGGCAGCGUACAGAUCCUGGAGGAGCUCUCUGCACCGGCCUUCUCCGCCCGCGCAGCCGGUGGUGGGGGCAACACGGCCCAGUCCAUUGCCAACUCGGCCCCUACCACCAAGAGCAGCAGCUCCAAUGGCGAGGGCGACUACCAGCUGGUGCAGCACGAGAUCCUCUGCUCCGUGUCCAGCAGCUACGAGGUGCUGGAGUUCCUUGGCCGCGGGACCUUCGGACAGGUCGCCAAGUGCUGGAAGCGUGGCACCAACGAGAUUGUGGCCAUCAAGAUCCUCAAAAACCAUCCUUCAUAUGCACGUCAAGGCCAGAUAGAGGUGAGCAUUCUGAAGUGCCUGAGUGCGGAGAACGCGGACGAGUUUAACUUUGUGCGCUCGUACGAGUGCUUCCAGCACAAGGGCCACACGUGCCUGGUGUUCGAGAUGCUGGAGCAGAACCUGUACGACUUCCUGAAGCACAGCAAGUUCAGCCCUCUGCCUCUGCGCCACAUCCGGCCCGUGCUGCAGCAGGUGGCCACGGCGCUCAUGAAGCUCAAGAGCCUCGGCCUCAUCCACGCCGACCUCAAGCCCGAGAACAUCAUGCUGGUCGACCCCAUCCGCCAGCCGUACCGGGUCAAGGUCAUCGACUUCGGGUCGGCCAGCCAUGUCUCCAAAGCGGUCUGUUCCACGUACCUGCAGUCUCGCUACUACAGGGCUCCUGAGAUCAUCCUGGGCCUGCCCUUCUGCGAGGCCAUUGACAUGUGGUCACUGGGCUGCGUCAUCGCCGAGCUCUUCCUGGGAUGGCCACUCUACCCCGGCGCCUCAGAGUACGAUCAGAUCCGGUACAUAUCUCAGACACAGGGUCUGCCAGCAGAGUACCUCCUGAGUGCUGGGACCAAGACCAGCCGCUUCUUCAACAGGGGCCCAGACUCCAGCUACCCGCUCUGGAGGUUAAAGACUCCGCUAGAGCACGAAGCCGAGAUGGGCAUCAAGUCCAAAGAGGCACGGAAGUACAUCUUCAACUGCCUGGAUGACAUGAUGCAGGUAAACCUGUCCGCUCACCUGGAGGGAACGGACAUGCUGGCGGAGAAGGCUGACCGGCGGGAGUUCAUCGACCUCCUGAAGAGGAUGCUGCGCCUGGACGCCGAUAAGAGGAUCACGCCUUCCAAGACCCUCGCCCACCCGUUUGUCACGAUGAGCCACCUCCUGGACUUUCCACAUAGCUCCCAUGUCAAGUCAUGCUUCCAGAACAUGGAGAUCUGUAAACGCAGGAGCAGCUCGUACGACAGCGGGAAAACCUUGUUUGCUGCUAACACGGUCCCUGGAGCCGCGGGGAACCUUACCGUCACCUUCAGUAGCCAGCUCAACCAGCACAACCAGGUGCCGUCAGCAGGAGGCGCUGUGCCACUGCUGAACUACCAGCCGGCGCUGUACCAGCAGGCCACCAUCAACAUCCCGGGCCUGACGCAACCCAGCCUGCCCAUGCAGGCCCGCACUACACAGCUCUGCGGCCAGCCUGAGCCCUUCCAGCAGACCCUCAUCGUCUGCCCCCCCACCACUAUACAAGGGCUCCAGUCUUCCAGCAAGGGGUCCAGUUAUCCGGUGAGGAUGGACAACUCCGUGCCUCUGGGACAGCAGGGCCAGUCCUCCCAGCCUCUACAGCUCCAACCGGGCAUGCUCACACAGGGCUCCUGCACGCCUCUGAUGGUGGCCACCCUGCACCCGCACUCAGCCGGGGUGGCACCCCAGUACCCGCUGCCCCUGGCACUGGGCUGCGGGGGGCCCAGGCCCACCCUCCUGGAACAGACGGCCACUGUGCUGCAGGCCUGGCCGUCGGGCACGCAGCAGAUCCUGAUCCCGUCGGCAUGGCAGCAGGUCCCGGGCGUGGCCAUUCACAGCGGAGGGCACACAGCGGUUGAGUCGCCACUAGUGACCGAUGCGUCCGCCGUCCAGCACACACCCGGCUGGAGGGGCUCCCACAGUGGUCAGCACAGCGGCGUGUUGCAGCAGAACCCUCACAUCCUGGGUGGCCAUCUCACCCUUGACCCCACGCAGUCACUGGGCAGAGGGGUGGGGCACGGUGGGCGGUCCCAACAAGAGAGGGGUGGGGGCAAGAGGAACAGGGGGCGGCGCCAGGAGAGCAGGAACAGUGGUCCUCUGAUUGGCACACCAGCGUACACCGCCACACUCUCUCAGCCAAUCGUCAUCUCAGACACACCUAGCCCUGCUGUCAGUGUCAUAACCAUCCACAGUGACACUGAGGACGAGGAUGAAAGGAAGUUUCACCCAGCGAGCUGUGGCCCCAACCAGCGUGCAAAUGUCAUCAGCUGUGUGACGGUGCACGACUCUGAUUCGUCCAGCCCCCUGACCCCGCGACCUCGGCACGCCCUCCUGCGUGGAGGGUCCACCCGCGGGUCCAAGUCUCUGGCGGUGGUGGCGCCCUCCGUGAAGACGCAGCAGGGAGAGGGCACCACUUCUAAAGGGGCGUCCAUCACAGGUAAUUCCCAGAGCGGCUACCUGAAGCCCAAGCGUGCUGCCACCAGGCAGCCGUGCAGCUCCGGAGAGAGUGUGGAGCGCCACCUGCAGGCGCCCAGCAGAUCACAGCCGCUGAACCUCAGCCAGCCCACUCUGGUGUCCUCCUCUUCCUCUUCCUCCUCAUCGUCCUCCUCGUCUCAGGAGCGAGGCAGCGGUGGCGGCUCACUUCGUCGGCAGCACACCUAUCCACCGGCGGGCGUCCCCCCCACCUCCUCCUCCUCCUCCUCUUCCCCUCCUCCAUGA
Molecule: messenger RNA, 3562 nt
Organism: Alosa alosa (allis shad)
Lineage: Eukaryota; Metazoa; Chordata; Actinopteri; Clupeiformes; Clupeidae
Gene: hipk1b
Product: homeodomain interacting protein kinase 1b
Exons: 18
Coding region: 407-3562 (1051 amino acids)
Biological process (GO): peptidyl-threonine phosphorylation; intrinsic apoptotic signaling pathway in response to DNA damage by p53 class mediator; peptidyl-serine phosphorylation
Cellular component (GO): PML body; cytoplasm; nucleus
Molecular function (GO): ATP binding; protein serine/threonine kinase activity; protein tyrosine kinase activity
Source: RefSeq, a predicted model, not a curated record